CCACCAGCAACAGGCAGCCAGCGUCGAGCGGCGCCCGCGACGUCGUACGUGCGAUUCAUCCUUCCUUUUUUACCCUCUUCUUUCCGUGAACGGAACCCGCGAGAAGAACUCGAGAUCCGGACACCCCCGGCAGUCGCCCGCACGCACCACCGACACUUACGACAUGACCGUAUCGCUGUACGUGUUGCCGUUCCUCUGCAACUGCUUGCUGGUGUCGUCGUCGAUACUGACGCCGCUGAAGGCCGACGGCAGCUUGAGGAUCUUCAAGGACGUUGUUCCUAGUGACUUCGAGUACGUGUUCAAGAGGCACAGCGUCGACAGUAGGCCGGAUGAUCCGGAUUCGAAGGAAAGACGGAGCAACAAGGGAUCGUCGUUCAUCAGAUUCGGCCGUAGCGACCCGGACGGACAUGUUGAGAACACGCUCAACGAUGAGGUAGACGGGAACUCGCCGGUGAGCAGAUAUCCGCGCUGGAAGUCGCCGGACAUCACGAUCAGGUUCGGCAGGUCCGGCUACAAGGCGGUCACCGGUGACAGAGACUACAAGCGUGGAAGGAACGACCUGAAUUUCAUCAGAUUCGGCCGGAGCUCGCAGAUCUAUCCAAUGGAAAUCGACGUGACAGCGAUGUGCUCGGAUCUGCUCUUGAACGACGAGAUCAAGAACUUACAUCCAUUCGAGGCGAGGUUACUCCGUCUGUGCAACGUGUUGAGCAACAUGGACACCGAGCACAGGAACACCUUGGACUUCCUGGAGGAGCGUGCCGGCGUGAAACAGGAAUAAAACAGGGGAACGAUCCAUCGCGAGCAUCAUCGGGGACAUGUCCGUGUCGAAUAGAACGCGAAGAGCCGCGCGAGAUACGAUUUGUUUGAAAUUUUCAUGGCCAGGAAUGCUGUGAUAAGUGUUCGAAGCUUUUACAUGUAAGCUGUGUCCAUUAGAAAAGAUUACCCUUCUCAGUUUCCAAUUGAGUAGGUAUUAAUUGACCGGCUGCUAAACGAUCAGCUGUUAAACGAUCAGCCAUUAAUUAACCAACUAUCGAUUUAACACUUCGACUGCAAUCCAUCAAUUUAGCGGUUUACCAUAAACUUAGCAAUUAAUUUUCUUCGUGUCGUAUUUUAUUGGGUGAAUAAUACAUGAGAAGAUCUUGACUUUUUAGCUUGUGCUUUGUCUGGAAAUGUUUGGGAAUCUCUUAAGAUUAAUAUAAUAGAAUAUAUUAAUAUAAUAAUCCAAUAUAAUAUAUAUAUAUGUAUAUAAUGGACAUGACUUGCACAAGGAGGUUUUGAACACUUACCACAGUCGCGCACAAUGUCUAUCGGACGUCGUGACUCGAUCCUGAACAUUCUCACGGGCAACGUUAUUACAUCGGCCGAUCUAUUCGAUUAUUGUUCAUUGAUUCGAUUUCGCUUCCAUUCCAACCGUGACCCUUCUUCUUUUUAGCGGUAUAGAACCGCGAUCCGGUUAUUAUUGUGGCCAUUUAAGACCAUUUGCGUGGCGGUUCAGCUAUAUUGCCCGUUGGAAUUUAAUUUUGGCUUCGGCUUCUGGUUUCACUUUGCUGGGUAGUGCUGAAUACUGAUUGUUCUUUACGGUUCAGCUGAUUCAAUUCUAGUCGUUUCAUUUAAGUCUAGCCGCUUUAUUUAAUUUCAGUCACUUCAUUUUAUUCUAGUCAGUUUAUUAAGUUAUAGUUAUUGUAUUUAAUCCUAGUCACUUUAGUUUUAUAGUUACUGCGAGGUAUUUGUGAUUAGUUGACAAGACGUUUUAUUAGACACGCGAUAAUGCUCUUCCUUCGAAAUGUAACGCAAAAGAGUAAAAACGAUACUGACUUGGACUUAGCAUCAACUUGACUUACAAUUAAUAUGAACUUCAGCCUGAAUUAAACCUUCUCCUUCUUUACUUCGAAGACAUCUUCCAAAGACACUUCGGCAUUUAAAGGAUCAACUAUUGAUAUUUAUUUAUAAUCAAUCUCCAAAUACCCAUACUAUUCUCCAACAAUUAAUUUAUAACACCAUUCGACUGAUUUUAUAACAUACAUUACUGCAAAUGUACAUAACGACUGAAGAAAGGAGACUGUCCAAGAAUAUUUAAUUUAUUAUUUCGAAAGCCAAAUAAGCACAAAAUAAUGAUUACCAAUAGUUAAAAAUAAGUUUACGUUAUAAUUUUGUAGAAACUCGAAAGAUAACGUUUAUAUAUAAUUAUAUGAUAUUAUAUGACGUUUUAUUUUUGUGAGAGACACAAAGGACAUCUUCCAAGAUGGCCGACGUGUAACGUUGCUCCAAGGUAUUCCUUGUACCUAUAAUGUGCAUCCACCUGCUCCGCCGCGUAUUCAAUGUACAUAUAAAGAUUUAAUCAUUAAACGGCUUCGAUACUGA
This is a messenger RNA of Nomia melanderi (Alkali bee), 2361 nucleotides long. Its product is annotated as FMRFamide-related peptides. The record is from RefSeq and is a predicted model, not a curated record. Gene Ontology annotation, biological process: neuropeptide signaling pathway. NCBI's taxonomy places the organism in Eukaryota, Metazoa, Arthropoda, Insecta, Hymenoptera, Halictidae.